GGAAGAGGUGUUGAACGGUCUGUACGUGGGGGCAGAGCGGCGCGGCAGUGUUGAAAAAAAAAAUGUUGCAAUUACAUUAAUUUAUUAUAUCGUCAUAAAUAGAUGCCAAGUGUCGCCAGUGUUUGAGAGCAAAAGCAUUAAUCCUCUGAGCCAGUGGUUUAAUUGUGAUAAAAUCGAGUGUCUCCAGUUCUUCCCGAAAUUUAAUUAUUCAUCAUCGUGAUACACAUACACGUGGGGAAGAUUACCCAUCGGUGAAUCUUUUUUGGCAGCUAAAAUAUUUGGUAGUGCGUCGCUGACCCGUUGGGCAAAGCCAUCCUUCACACCCCACGGUGGUGUCCAGGGGAAUUUCACUUGUCGCCAAAUUCGUUCGACAUAAACAGAGACACAUUUGUAUCAAGUGAUUUUACUCGAUCAAACAACAUUGCAACAUCAUUGGAAAUACGUUGAAUCUGGCGAGGGAUCGAAAGGUCUGUCGCGAAAUAAUCGAUCCUGAAAAAUCAUCGGCGAACGAUGGAAGUAGUAACGGAGGAAUGAUAGGAUGCAAGAGGGUAGUACGGCCGUGGCGCUAGCAAUGGUGACUCCUGGCUAUGAUCAGGACCCUGCAAGCGGGGUUGCCGACUAUACAGCACAUCAGGAUCAGGCGCAGUUUGAGGCUGACAAACGGGCUGUCUACAAACAUCCAUUAUUUCCACUGCUAGCAUUACUAUUCGAAAGAUGCGAGCAAGCAACACAAAGCUCCGACAAUUCCACAUCAGAAAGCUUCAACAUGGACAUACAAGCUUUUGUCCAGCACCAAGAAAGAGACCGAAAGCCAUUUCUUAUAAAUGACCCCGAGAUUGACGGCUUGAUGAUCAAAGCCAUUCAAGUCCUGCGGAUUCACUUACUGGAAUUGGAAAAAGUACAAGAAUUGUGCAAGGAUUUUUGCAACAGGUAUAUUGGCUGUUUGAAGGGAAAAAUGCAGAGCGAAAAUUUAUUGAGAAGCGAUUACAGUCAUCAUGGCCACGAUAUGGGGCCAUCGAGUGGCAGCAAUGGCAGCAGUCCACUGCAGGUGCUGUCAUCUACAGGCAAUGAUGUUGAGCCGGGAACUAACGGACUCGGAGUAAGCAGAGGUGAUGCACUUUCGGAGAAUGGGAGCACCUUCAGCCAGGGUGCCCUGCAGAUUGAUGGUAGCAUUGUUGAGAGGCCACCGAGAUCAGCGUCAAUCGCUCAGCACUCGGUGAGAUCGGACAGUCAGGAUCAGGAUGAUCCACCAUCGCCAUCCACUGUUCAUGGGAGCACACCACUGUCACAGAUCGGUGCUCAUCCCUGUUCUUCUGUCAGUGACAUGUACCUUGGCCAAGACAUAACUGUUGCAGGCUCCCCCUCGCCAGCAGCGAGUGAGGACGAUGAGGACGGCUGUGGGAAUGCCUCGUCGAGUCAUACUGGGGCCAAUGGGAGCAGUAGAAAGGGAGGUAGACAGAAACGAGGGGUUCUACCGAAACAGGCCACUAGCAUCAUGCGUGCAUGGCUGUUUCAACACUUGGUUCAUCCCUACCCAACAGAAGAUGAGAAACGUCAGAUAGCGAGUCAAACGAAUCUGACCCUUCUCCAAGUGAACAAUUGGUUUAUAAAUGCACGUCGACGAAUUCUCCAGCCAAUGUUGGACGGUGCUGGCGCCGAGGCAUUGCCACGCACUGGAAAAAGGCACAAAGUCAUGAAGCACGUUGUACAACCUCAGUAUCACCUUCAAUCGGUACAACAAAACACUGGAUCCCAGCAGGUCCAACCAAGUGGCUGGCCAUCGGACGAUUCAGCAAGUGAUUCAGGAUCAAGCGACGGUGAUGGGGGUGCCAGAUCAAAGUAUGACAAUGAAAGCGAUGAGGACGAUAUUCACUGACCUUUACCCUACAAAUCGACAUCGACCUCAUUGUGGUACCUUCGUAACCAGUUGCUCAUUACAGUAUUAAGGUAUUCGAGGUUAGAUAUCGCUUUAACUGUUAAACACAUAAUCAUUCACGCGAUUAUCAGGGGUACGUUGAGCCAUGUUGUCACGCUCUCGUGUGGACGACUGGUCAUUGUCAUCGAUAUCUUUUCAUCAAUAUUUUUUCUUCUCGUUUGGUUAGCAAAUUUACGAAAAUAAUUUUCAAGGUUGAGAGACCUGGGGCUUUCUUUAGGAAAUUCUGUUGAAUUUUUAUUGGAGUUGGCUUGAAAUUCUAUUCAAGAUUAUGUAACUGUGUGAUUUUUAAUUUCUUAUAAUAAAAUUUAAACAAACGAUUGGAAAAUUCUUACAAAACUCUGGAUUCUAAAAAAUUCACAUGUAUAGACAUUUUUAUAUAAAAAAUAUGCAUUCCAACAGAACUCCAGUAGAAUUUAUUAGAGAAACCCCUAGGUUUUUCUAUCAGUUAUUUUUUAUUAUGUCAAAGAUUCACUCACAAUUACCAAUGAUUUAUAAUUACCGAAGCUUCCCACAUUCUUCCAAUCUCAUAUAUUUCAAGGAUAGAUGAAGUCAUUGUCACAAAAUUUAGUAGAAAAACUUUUCUUUAGAAAUUCUAUUGGAGUUGUGAUAAAAUUUUAUAAAAUAAUUCAGUUUUUCGCUUUGUGUCAUUUUGCCAAGAAACAUUUGAUAGAAAAAAGCCAAUAAAUCUUCUUUUUUUUUCUUUAUAUAUUAUCCUUUAUAUAUAAAAAAUUCCAUCGCAAAUUUACGGAGUUUUUCCCACUGUAUUUUUACUCAUUUCUCACAAUAAAAUCUCUGGACUUUUUCCAAUAAAAAAAACCAAUGAAAUUUCUCCGGAAAACUCCUGGUUUUUCUAUAAUUUUUUUAAAUUUUCAUUUCACGUGCAAAGAUUCUUUUUUGUUUUUCAACAAUUCCCAAUGAUUUACAACAGCUGAAGCUUCCUGCAAUCUUCCAAUUCCCUAUACUUCAAGCGUAGAUCAAGUAAUAGUGCCCAAAACUCUGAUAAAACUAUUCUUUUUUUACCUCGGAGAAUUCCGUCGUAAUGUGGCAACGAAAUCCCUUUGCUGAUGAUUCAUUAAAAAAAAAUUAAUCAUCACCGAAGUAAAAUCCACAUUAACAGCAGAAUUAUUGACUACCGUAUCCAUUAAGUUGAGUAAUAGUGCCAUUGGAGAGCGUGUCGACGUUUCAGGUAUAGUCUUUGUUCAGCUCUGCAUCGUCGUGACGUAGCAAAGUGCUGUCCCUCCAAGAUAAUAAUGAUAAAAAGUAAAAAAAUAAAAAAAAUAAAAAUAAAAAUAAAAAUUCAUUGAAUAAUAUAAUUCUACUUAAAAUUCAAAAUAUAUAACAAUUAUAUUUUUAAACUCUACGUGUCGUCUCGAUGCAUGUGCCGCAGCGGUAAUUUUUUCAAGAUGCGCAACGGUACUUGCUGUACAUAAUUAUAUACCGAGCGUUUAUUAGGAAUUUAAUGUUAAAAUUGAAUAUUAAACGACCGUUUUUAAGACUAAAUGCAAAGAACAAAACUUGAAGUAAUAUUGAUAUUCCUAAUGAUAGAGAUAAAUAACCAAGAUAGUUAUUGUAAUGACGAUAAAUUUGUGGAUGAUUUUUUUUUUAGAAUUUCAAAAUUUAUUUUCACUGUGACAAUGCCAUGUACGCACGCAGGUCAUUUUUUUUUUCAUUGGGGAGGUGCAUGUAUACACUGUCUGCAAACGAUUGUUCAGAAUUUUUCUUGAAUUAAUGAUCAACGAUGGUCCGUCCAGUGCGGUUCAAUAUUUUCCAAUUAAUUUCGUAAUUGAUAAUUUUUCGCGUGCCACAGAUGGUCAAACGAUAUUUUUGAUAUUCUUGGUGAUGGUAUACAUACUGUACACUUUGAUUGGUAAUUGAUGCUUGAUGGUGUGACUAUAUUGUUUGGAGACAGUGGAGGGGGGUACAGUGCAUUGCACGGAAAUUAUGUUUAUUUCAUCUACUGUUCAUCGAUUGUACAACGAAUUAUGUAAUGUCCGUUGCAUUGUGAAUACUGUGCUCGAUUAUACAGUUGUUCAUUUGGUGGGCAGUGGUAGGACGUGAUUAAUUGAUUUUUUGGCUUAACAAUAGGAUGAAAUGAAACUUUCUAAAUUUUCAAUAUUUGGUGAAAUAGUCUGGAUUUCAUAAAGAAUCCCUUCAUCUGCAAAAAAAAAGUCUGAAAAUUUCCUGAAAAUCUUGUCAUCGAGACAAUUUCCCAUCAUCAAUAUAAUCCGUAAUAAUCGUCAAAUCGCGUUCUCCACUUUCCCACUGGAUAAUUUUUACUCAACCAACAUAAAAAAUGAAAAAAAAAAAAAAAACGACGAUUCAAACUAUGAACAUGUAAAAGUAUAGGUUUUAAGGCUGAACCAUGUAUACGUAUAUGUGCUGCGGCACCAGACGACUGUGAUAGCUCGGUGGGCGGUGCCCGGCCUCCCAAUUCACACACUGCACCUUGAUGAAAAUAAUACUGUUCUACAAUACCUUGGGAAGUGAAUGGAAAAAAAAAAUUUAAUUAAAAUUAGUAAUAAACAACAAGGUGCAAAGUGCAUUGCACUCUAUGCGUUGACUGAUAAAAAUGUAAACAUAAUUCAAAAAUUAGCAGAAGCCCUCGCUUAAUUUAAUUCCUUGUGAAAUUGACAAUUCAAAAUGGGUUCGUGUAUUCUUCCCUGAAUGCACCCCAAUGGUGCGAAUUUCAUCGUUGAACUGAUGCUGAGCACCACCUCAAAGCAUCCAUUGCGAUUCAAUCGAGAAUAUGUAAAUGACGAGUGGUGAAUGAUUGUCAUUAAUGUCUUUUUUCUUCAUUUCUGUGAAUUGAUUUCAUAAUUUCAAAGGAACGUUGAUUGUUUGUACCAUUUUUCCGAUGAUAAAAUAUUUCCAAUUGCAAUUAUUCGUACGUUUAAUUGCUAUUUUCUUGAAUGAUAUAUUGAGAUUGUGAGAAUUGUUCUACCUACUCCAUACCCCCGGAAAUCGAUAAAAAAUCAAAUUGAAAAUAAAAAUAUGAAGAAUUGAUGAACAAAUUUUUCAAAGUAAUACUAUACGAUAUGGAAUUAUUAAUAAAUAUACCCUAUGAAUAAAUGCAUUGCGUAAUUAAUAAGAGAAGAACAAUUGAUUACACGAUAAUUAAUUGAAUAAUUAUGUUCCUCGUGUACAUCUCUACGCCAUGUUAAUUAAGUUUAUUGAUAAUAAAUGCCAUCACGCUUGCAAUGAA
Diachasma alloeum is the source of this 5138-nucleotide messenger RNA. Its product is annotated as homeobox protein PKNOX2. The transcript is spliced from 6 exons. The coding region runs from base 539 to 1876 and encodes 445 amino acids. Gene Ontology annotation, molecular function: DNA-binding transcription factor activity, RNA polymerase II-specific; RNA polymerase II cis-regulatory region sequence-specific DNA binding. Gene Ontology annotation, biological process: regulation of transcription by RNA polymerase II. The record is from RefSeq and is a predicted model, not a curated record. NCBI's taxonomy places the organism in Eukaryota, Metazoa, Arthropoda, Insecta, Hymenoptera, Braconidae.